Messenger RNA from Equus caballus (horse), 1161 nucleotides. Lineage: Eukaryota; Metazoa; Chordata; Mammalia; Perissodactyla; Equidae. The record is from RefSeq and is a predicted model, not a curated record.
AUGGCGUCAACCAGAGGCAGCUGUCGUAUCGCCCGCGUCGUCGGGGCCGUAACCCCCAUGAACUGGCGGGAAGACCCGUCGUCAGAGCUGUCCCCGAACAGUUCCGUGGGCAACGGAUCGGAGAGCUCUCACCCGGCCCGGGGUCCUCGCAGCCUGGACGGCCUGGAGGGCGUGGCAGGGGCCGGCGCGGCACUGACGCUGUGGGCGCCGAUCGCGGGCGCCUACCUGGCCCUGUGCGCUGUAGGGCUGUUCGUGCUGACGCUGCCCUUCUGGGCCGUGGACGUGGUGCGCGACUUCAGCUGGCCCUUCGGGGGAGCCGUGUGCAAGGUAGUGCUGACGCUCACGGUGCUCAACAUGUACGCCAGCAGCUUCUUCUUUAGCGCCACGAGCGCGGAGCGCUGCUGUGCUGUCUCGGGCGCGCAGCGUUGCAGUCGUCCCGGCACCCCGUGGGCCGUCUGCGUGUACAGCCUGCUCUGGGCCACCGCAGUCCUGGCCGUCGUGCCCACUGCCCUGUUCGCCAGCGUGGGGGCUGAACGCUUGUGCCUGCUGUGCUUCCCCGACGGCAGUCCGGACUGGCUGGCCCUAUACCAUCUGCAAAAGAUCGCCGUGGCCUUUGUGCUGCCGCCUGCCACGCUGGCUACCUGUUCGCUUUUGCUCCUGCGCUUCCUGCGGCGGCUGCGCGGGCCAUCGGGCUACUGGCCCCGACGGCUCUCGCCGGUCACCCACGCGCUGUCCUGCGUGUUGUUGGCCUUCGUGCUCUGCUGGCUGCCCAACCAAGCACUCACGUUCUGGGGCGUGCCGAUCAAGCUGAACGCAGUACCUCGGGACCAUGCUUACUUCCUGGCGCAGGCCUUCCUCUUCCCCGUCUUCAUCUGCCAGGCGCACUCCAACAGCUGCCUCAACCGGCUGCUCUACUGCCUGCUGCUCUGCGACUUCCGUCAAGGUCUGCGAGAGCUGUGCGGCCGGGCAAGCGCCCCGCGGACCUCCGACCCGGGUCCCACAGCCGUGCCCCAGCAGCCACGCUCUCCAACCAGGCCUGAACCCCGAGAGGCGCACCUCUCAGGAAGGACCACUAGCAGCUGCGUCAUUACCGAGAGUGAUGGGGCAGAUUGUGCCACCCGGGGUUGGGGUGAUGACGUCAAGAAGCAGUGUCUGACUUAA